Exophiala xenobiotica is the source of this 924-nucleotide messenger RNA. RefSeq lists its product as uncharacterized. Gene Ontology annotation, molecular function: oxidoreductase activity. The record is from RefSeq and is a predicted model, not a curated record. Bases 1 to 924 code for a protein of 307 amino acids. The transcript is spliced from 3 exons. NCBI's taxonomy places the organism in Eukaryota, Fungi, Ascomycota, Eurotiomycetes, Chaetothyriales, Herpotrichiellaceae.
AUGGACUCUGAUCUCGAUAAAGCUACUGGUUCGUCGAGCAUUCAUUUCGUCAUGUCAUUGGCACCACUGAUAAAGCAAAUCUGCGCUAUCAGGAGAAAGCCUGGCCUGACACGCAAGGAGUAUAUGGAUUAUCGUUACCGGAUCCACGGAGCCAUUGUUGAUGCACCCGAGAACAAAGACGAAAAGCCACACAAAUACAUCCAAACUCAAGUAUUUGACUCCGUAUUUGGGGCACGCGAUGGGGGACCAUUGAAUGCCAAUCAGCAUUGGUUCGGCCGUGACGAUGUAACAGAGCUCUUCUUCAGAGACUGGGGACAUGUGAUGCGUUGCUUUACGUCCGACUAUGUGACGGGAAAGGUCGGCCCAGAUGGGAUCCAGUUCGCCGACUAUGAGACCAACAUCGUGCUGAUGGCCUACGAAAAAGACCUGGAAAUCGCCACGCGGCUUGCAUCUCGGCGCAUCGAGCUCGGGUUGGACAUGCUUCAAGGGCGCGCGACAGUUGCUCAAUACUUCAUCUCUAGUGCCGAGCACGGGACAGAAGGGGAGAAGCUAGAGCCCACGCUUACUCCGCUCCUCAGAGCUGCUCUCGAGCAGCAUUGCCACGACGAUGUAUGGGGGUUGAUGGCCGAUAUUGGCGUUGAAUCUGACAAGUUUGAUCUCGCCUCAUACUUCGGAGGUAGAGAUAUGCCGCGCUUCUGCUUGGUAUACAAGAUCUUUCUCCACAAUCAUGCCUCGGUACCGAAAUUCAGGAGGAGUCAACACAGCUUUGAAGAUGGUGCGCAAGCACACUUUGAUCUGAAUUCGUCUUUUGUUUUGUUCGCAGAGGAAGCUUUAGUCAUGGAUGUGGACAAGGAUAUCAGGUUUGCUCUUGAUCGCCAGCUUACUUUUCCAGACCUGCCUGGUCCCACGCACUUGCAACCUUAA